AAAAUGCUGAAGUCCGGUACGAUAAAUUCUCUGGUUUCGCCGUUUACCGAUGCAACCAUCAUUAUCAAUAUUUAUCACAUUUUUCAGCUUAAUCUUCCUUCCAUGUAUGUUAUGAGGCGAGUAGAAUUAUCUGCGCUUUAAUCCAAAUUGAAUACAAGAAUUUUUGCUUCCAAUUCUCCUCAUCAUGAAUCUGCAACCUUGAACAAGGGCCGUAUUUUGUAUUCGAAAAUCUAUUGCUGCAGUAAAUGCGUAUGAGCAAAAUUUCUGUCUGAGACGGACUACGGAACCCUGAAAAUGGAGCGCAAAGAUAAUCAAACUCCACAAGGGCAAAGUGCUCGGGUUCUCGUGGAAUUCCUGGAGGUAGCCAUCACCUCUAUUGUUUUUCUCAAAGGAGUUUAUCCAAAUGGUAAAAACAGUAUUACAAAAAAUGAGAUCAAUAAUUCCACCUUAUUACAUAUUUCUAGAGCAUUUGAGAGGCGGAGAUACAUGAACAUGGUGGUUCAUAGGGCUAGGCAUCCUGAGCUUUAUGAAUACAUUCACUCUGCUGUUAAUGGUCUCCUCCCUUUCAUCCAAAAAGGUUUGGUGGAGAGAGUUGCUGUUAUCUUCUUUAAAGAAGAUAAGGUGCCAAUUGAGAGAUUUGUCUUUAAGCUUAAUGUGAAUCAGUCAUAUGGUUCAAAAGUGGAACAAGCUGACCUGGAGUUCUCUCUUAGAUCCUUCUUGAUCAAAUUGCCUGUGUCAGAACCGAUGACGAAGUUUCUUCCCCGCAAUUGUAGAUGGGAGAUAACAGCAUAUUUUCGCUCUCUGCCUCAGACCAGUACCAUCAAAGAUACAGAAAUGUGGAUCCCAACAGACACAAAGCAGUGGCAGCAACUUCCAGUGAUAACUCCUAUUAGGUCCAUGAGCAGUGAACCUCUUGGUUUGCAGCUGUAUCUGGAACACCCGAGUCUUUCUGAGCCAAAGCCCUAGGUAGUAUGUUUUACAAAUAGUAGGUAAUUAUGAGUUCAAUACACCAUGUUUAGUAGAAAGACAUGGAAUUCCUUGCUUAUCACACGAUCGUUAUAUUCAAGUAUGAAAAAGCUGGUUUGUUCUCUA
Molecule: messenger RNA, 1092 nt
Organism: Olea europaea var. sylvestris
Lineage: Eukaryota; Viridiplantae; Streptophyta; Magnoliopsida; Lamiales; Oleaceae
Product: DNA polymerase zeta processivity subunit
Exons: 6
Coding region: 295-966 (223 amino acids)
Cellular component (GO): zeta DNA polymerase complex
Source: RefSeq, a predicted model, not a curated record